Messenger RNA from Schizosaccharomyces octosporus yFS286, 846 nucleotides. RefSeq lists its product as uncharacterized. NCBI's taxonomy places the organism in Eukaryota, Fungi, Ascomycota, Schizosaccharomycetes, Schizosaccharomycetales, Schizosaccharomycetaceae. The record is from RefSeq and is a predicted model, not a curated record. The transcript is spliced from 3 exons. The coding region runs from base 1 to 846 and encodes 281 amino acids.
AUGAAUGAAAAAGAAAAGAAAGGACAUCAAAAAUCUGUCGAACCAGUAAAAGUUGCUUGUUUGAGCUCUUCUACAAAUUCUGACAGCGAUUUACCUAAAUACAGCGAAAUCCCAUAUUCUCAUGUUGACAAUAUGGAGAAGGGUAGUUUACGUUUACAGUCCGAUCCAGAUCCAGAUCCAGAUCCAGUUCCAGUUCCACCAUACUCAAGAAGACGACAUCAAGAAGCUUCUAUUGGCAUGGCGCAAGGAAACGGUUCCUUAAAUUCUUUAGGGGAUUUUCUCAAGCCAAUACUAUGGUUAAUUUUCUGGCCGGCAAAAAUCGCAAGAAUCCCGGAAGCACAGCGGAGACAAGAGAAUGAAGCUCUUCGGCUUGGUUGGUGCCUUAAUGGUUCAAUUAUAUUGAACUUUAUCUUUUCUUACAAAUACCUUGUCCCCUUUAUAAAGGAAUCAAUGAAAGAAUCUGUAUGGUUAUGGUUUCAAAUUACAGUAGCAGUUGUUCUUGUCAUCGCGACUUACAGUAGCAGUUGUUCUUUGUUGGUGGAUUUUAUCGUUACACUGAUUCCUCUAGUCCUUUCUGGAACCACUAUGCUUGUUUCUGGAAUAUCUUCAUUUCUUUCUUCGCUUUUUCUGGAAUAUCUUUAUUUCUUUCCUCGCUUUUUUCUGGAAUAUCUUCAUUUCUUUUUUCGCUUUAUUCUGGGAUUAAUAGUGCUGUUACGAACUGAAAAUCAGUUUAAUGAUUGUAAUGAUAAUAGUUUGGAGCAACCGUCCACUGAACAUUCUGAACAAUCUCCAGGGUUACGCCGGGAACCUGGUCAGUCUAGGGAUGUGGAAAACAGUGGGAGUUGA